AUGACUCGUCUUAAGGGUAAAAGCCGGUCCUGCUACAGCUUGGCACACAGGCUGCACAUAGGCUAUGGCCAACAGAGCAUGAGAUCCACAGACUCCUCCGCAGAUCAAUGGGAUGAGUCAAUACCGCGGACGGUGAGAGGUCUUUCCCUGCUCGAUACAAUCGACCUGGAAGAGACGGCGGAAGGAACUAUCUCUUCAGCACAAAGCCCCUCCCAGGGAGGCUACACGACUAGCAACCCUUCUGGAGCUGGCCGAAGUUGCCUAAACCAGGGUUAUCGAAGGGGUAGGCAAGAUAACGAGGAUGACUACGACGGGGAGGAUGGUCUCGGUGUAUAUCCUUACAUGCCCCGGGACCAAGCGAUCAAGGAGACAAAGCGGAACCACUUUGCUUGUCCUUUUCAUAAACGUGAUCCCUCAAAAUACGGGAGCUGGCGUGACUGUGGUCAUCCCCACAGCUCUAUUGCAAGCGUCAAGCAAGCAACGACCUCCAAGCAGCCCCUUUCGCGCGUUUUCUAA
Messenger RNA from Neoarthrinium moseri, 516 nucleotides. RefSeq lists its product as uncharacterized. NCBI's taxonomy places the organism in Eukaryota, Fungi, Ascomycota, Sordariomycetes, Amphisphaeriales, Apiosporaceae. The coding region runs from base 1 to 516 and encodes 171 amino acids. The transcript has a single exon. The record is from RefSeq and is a predicted model, not a curated record.